GCCCCCCAAUCGGAGCCCCCCAAUCGGAGCCCCCCAAUCGGAGCUCGCGUCCCAGGCCGGCGGAGAUGGUGCAGCAGGAGGGGGACCCCCCCCACGAGGCGCACGCGCCCCCCAUGGCGCAGGGAGGAGCGGCGCACGGCGGCAGCGGCUCCAAGAGGAAAUUCUCGUGCGGGGUGGUGGAGGGAUUCUACGGGAGACCAUGGACCAUGGAGCAGAGGAAGAACCUCUUCAAGCGGAUGCAGCGCUGGGGCCUCAACACCUACAUGUACGCGCCCAAGGAUGACAGCAAGCACCGCAUGUUCUGGCGCGAGAUGUACUCCGUGGAGGAGGCCGAUCAGCUGAUGUCGCUGAUCGCGGCAGCGCGCGAGCAUGACGUGGAGUUUGUGUACGCCAUCUCGCCGGGCCUCGACAUGUCCUUCUCCAACCCCAAGGAGGUGGUGACACUCAAGCGCAAGCUGGAGCAGGUCUCUCAGUUUGGCUGCCGUGGAUUCGCCCUUCUCUUUGAUGACAUCGACCAGAACAUGUGCCCUGCCGACAAGGAGGUGUUCACCUCGUUUGCCUACGCGCAGGUGUCCGUCACUAACGAGGUCUACCAGCACCUUGGCGAGCCCGCCUCCUUCAUGUUUUGCCCGACGGAAUACUGCGGCUCCCUGUGCUACCCCAAUCCCGCGCAGUCUCCGUACCUGCAGACAGUGGGCGAGAAGUUGCUACCCAACAUCGACGUCCUGUGGACAGGCCCCAAGGUGGUGUCCAAGGACAUCUCCCUGGAGUCGGUGGAGGAAGUGUCCAAGGUGCUGAAGCGCCGACCCGUCAUCUGGGACAACAUCCACGCCAACGACUACGACCAGAAGCGCCUCUUCCUGGGGCCCUUCAAGGGCCGCUCCUCGGAGCUCAUCCCCCGGCUCAACGGCGUCCUCACCAACCCCAACUGCGAGUUCGAGGCCAACUUCGUGGCGGUGCACACGCUUGCCACGUGGUACCAUUCCAACAUGCACGGCGUGCGCAAGGAUGCCGUCAUGGCAGGCAGCGAGGACAGCACGGUGUCGGUGCAGAUCAAGCUGGAGAACGAGGGCAGCGACGAGGAGCUGGAGACCGACAUCCUCUACAGCCCCCGCACGGCGCUCAAGCUCGCGCUCGUCGAGUGGCUCCACGACUUCGCCGCCCAGCAGCCCAGGAGACAAGUGACAGGGAGCGGACCCAAAACCAGCCUCAGCAACGUCAUCACCGUGUCCCUGCCGGCUGCCUCCAUGGCAACCGUUAGCACCUCCAUCUACCAGCAGCCCAUCAUGUCUUCAUCCUCCACCACCCUGCCAGCUUCCCCGGACUCCGCGAUCGACCCCAAGCCGCUCUUGGGCAUUGACGAGGAGGUGGAAGAGGAAGGCGGAGACCUCGUUAAAGGGGGGGACGAUGUGGAUGAUGGCGGUGGCAGCGGCGGUGCCGUCGACGACAGCGCCGGUGCGAAACCAGUGGUGGAGGAGCCCAUGGAGACGGCGGCGUGCGAGAAGCCGGACUGCGGGGACGCCGUGACCGCCAGCGAGCCCCGGCCGAUGGACACCGACCUGGACGGCGCCGCGGGUGGCCCCGUGGCCACGGACGGGGGGCCGCCCGGCGGCACCGUGGAGGGGCCCGGCGGCACGGAGGAGGGGUCCGGCGGCACCGCGCCCGCCACGCCGCCCGACCGGGAGAUGCGUCCGAUUGAUACGGAGCGUGAGGGAGUGGCGGAGGGCAGCCCGGCGCACGGCGUCAGCGAGGGGGUGAGUGAGGAGGUCGGAACGCCGGACUUCCUGCGUGGCAACAUCGAUGCCGUCGUUGUCGAGGAGGAGGAGGAUGGGAGGAGCAUGCAGGCCGAGGCGUGGCCCAUGCAGACGGACGAUGUGAUCCCGUGCGGCGGUGCCGGCACGGCGGCGGGGAGCGGGGGAAAGUCCUCGGCCGUGGAUCCGGUGACGGCCGACGACCUGGACCUCCUCGCCGACCUCUUCUACCUCCCGUACGAGCACGGGCCGCGCGCCGCUCAGCUGCUGCGCGAAUUCCACUGGCUCAAGGUCAACAGCAGCGCCGUGGGCUGCAGCCGGAGCGUCGCCGAGCCCAACAAAGAGCGCGAGGAGGAGUGGCGAGCCCGUGCCCUCGCCUUCGAGGAGCUGUGUAACCGCGUGACGCAGAUGUUCACGCGCCUCUCCAGCAUCGCCAACCGCAGCGUCCUCUACGACCUCUACCCCUACAUCUGGGACAUCAAGGGCAUCGUCUCCAUGGUCAAGUCGUUCGUCAAGUGGCUGGGGUGCCGCAGCCAGACCCACUCGCAGUUCCUGAGCGGAGACCAGGAGCCGUGGGUGUUCCGCGGUGGUCUCGCCGGCGAGCUACAGCGGAUGCUGCCCAUCGACGGCGCCAACGACCUCUUCUUCCAGCCGCCGCCGCUGCCCCCCACGGCCAAGGUGUACACGAUUCGGCCGUACCUCCCGCAGGACGAGGCCGCCGCCUACAAGGUGUGCCGGGAGACGUACGCCGACGGCUUGGACGGCACGCAGCUCUUCCCGGACAACCCCGACCUCAUCGGAGACCGGCUGGUGGGCAGCCUGCUGUCGCUGAGCCCCGAGUAUUGCUUCGUGCUGGAGGACGAGGAGGGCGUGUGCGGCUACGCGCUGGGCUCCGUCGACGCCAAGUCCUUCUUCAGCCGCUGCGAGGUGGCCUGGCUGCCGGCCAUGCAGGACAAGUACACGCGGCCCGCCGCCACCGGGGACGACGCGCUCUCCCUCUCGCUGGAGGUGAUGCUGAGCUUCCACGAGGAGGCGCGGGUGCCCCCGGAGACGCUGGUAUCGCGCUUCCCGUCGCUGGUGCGCGUGGACAUCCACAGCCGGGUCACCGACCCCAGCGUUGCCAAGAGCAUGAUGGGCUGCCUGCUCUCGUCCCUCAAGGCCAACGGAUCGCAGGGUGCGUUUUGCGAGGUGAAGGCGAGCGACAAGGGCAACACGGAGUUCUACACCAAACUCGGAUUCUUCGAGGUCCCCAUGGCCGAAGGUUUCUGCAAAGACGCCGUCCUCCUGGGCCGCCCCAUCUGACCCCUCCGCGCCGUCCCCUGCCCCCCGUGCCGGACUGGCUCACGCGACGGGCGGCGGCGGUGGCGGCGGCGGCGGUGGUGGCAUUGCAGCUGGCUGGUGGAGCUGGGAUCUCCCACUCGGUUUGGCGAGUAGGGGCGGUGUGGAGGUGUGCGUGUGUGUUCCAUGGCGGUGUGUGUGGCACGGUGUGCUGCCCUCCUCCUGUCAGCAGCUGCCGGGCGGGGCUAGGCUGACACAAACGGUUGCGAGUGUGUGCGUGCGUGAAUGUCUGUUGGGUGUAAGCGGGGAUUCAUUUCUUGCCCAAUAUUUUUCGGGUCACUCACGGACUGGAGUAGGUGGCGUGUGACGAGUCGACAACACAUCCAUAGCCAGAGGUAUAAUGGAUGUGGUGUGCCUUGUGCGGAAAUGUUUUCUGUGUCGCCAACCCAGACGGACUGGGUCGAAUUUAAGCUAUGGAGGUGUAAUAUUCUGGCAACGUCCGUGUGUGUGUGGGCGGUGGUGUGAGUUGUGUGCGAUGCUGUGGAUUGUGUGAGCUUUGAUGUGUGGUGUGUGUGGCGCUCUGUGUGGUGGGUGACUGGGUGGCGUGUGAGGCAUAUUGUGAGUGGUAUAUGUGGUCGGUGGUCAGGUGGGUGAUGUGUGCCAGGCAGUAUGAAUGUUGCGAGUGCCGUGCGUGUAUGGUGUGGUGCGGUGUGGUGCGGUGUGCGUGUAUGGUAUGGUGUGGUGCGGUGUGGUGCAGUGUGCGUGUAUGGUGUGGUGCGGUGUACGUGUGUGGUGUGGUGCGGUGUGUGGUGUGGUGCGGUGUGGUGCGGUGCGGUGUGAGUGACGUGCGGUGCCUCGCGUACUUCCCUUGGGCAGCUGCCGUCGUGGGGAAUUUGCAAAACCAGGACCCGGAACUUUUGAUGGGCCGAAGUACUGAGUCUGGAUAUUCCACGUCAGUGUCUCCCCGUGUCUUUGCUCACCCUCCGUGCCUCUCCGAGUCUCCCCCCAGCUCCUAAUGUCUCCCCAAGUCUCCCCCUACCGCGUCUCCGAUCACCCCUCGUGCGAUGUUCACAACCAAACUCUGAUUUUUGUUUUUAUACUCGUUCUAAGCGUUCACUAUCCUCUUCAUCCCGGAUAACGACGAUGAUGAUGAUUGUUUUUUGUUUAGCAUUCCUUGAAUGAAUUGUUCGCUAAACCUUUUUACGGAUCUCCCACCCUGAUUUAUGAACGUGUGGGUUCCGUUGUUUUGACGGAAAUAUAAACGUUCACUGAUGACGCUGACGAUGACGAUUUUGGCGAUGACUACGACAACAGCUCUGACGACGAUGGCGUUCGUGACGAUGAUGGCGAUGUUGGCUACGAUGAUGUACAGGUUGUUGGUGCUGUUGACCCAGAUCUCACUCCACUGCCCAUUGCUGCCAAGGUUGUCUCAGGCUGCCCCCGAUCCCCACUGCUGCCCCUGAUGCCCCUCAUCCACAGUGCUCAUGCCCUGCCCUGGGCAGGCCUCGGAGGUUGACCUUCCAUCAGGGCAAAGCGGCGUGGCCUGGGGUGCAGCGUUGUGACCCGAGGGUGCAGGGCGGCGUGGCGUGUGGGAUCUGGGGGGCUCGUCCCGUGUACAUUACCUGUACAUACGUUCUGUGUAGUAAUAGUAGUAAUAGUAAUAAUAAUGACGACAGCGACCACGUGGUUACCACUGUUUCUGUUCCCCUUUUUUUGCGAAUCGGAGCGUAAACGAUGAUCGUGGUGAUGACGAUACGAAUAAAAAUGUGCUGGAAGCAACAGGAA
Lethenteron reissneri (Far Eastern brook lamprey) is the source of this 4814-nucleotide messenger RNA. RefSeq names its product protein O-GlcNAcase-like. Gene Ontology annotation, biological process: glycoprotein metabolic process. NCBI's taxonomy places the organism in Eukaryota, Metazoa, Chordata, Hyperoartia, Petromyzontiformes, Petromyzontidae. Gene Ontology annotation, molecular function: beta-N-acetylglucosaminidase activity. The record is from RefSeq and is a predicted model, not a curated record.